AUGUCUCUAACACCAGAACAAAUCGAAUACUACAAAGAACAUGCGGCCGACGACUUGCGACCGAGCCUCAUAGCGGCCUACGCUGCGGGCUUAACUUUGGCCUAUAUCUUCGUUGGACUGCGCAUCUGGGCCCGCAAGGCUGGAAAGCCAUCAUUUGGCCUCGAUGACGGAAUGAUUCUCGCGGCUUUGGUACCACUGACGGUCUUCGCCAUCGUGGGCUGGAUAAGUACUACCUUUGGCGAGGGCAGGCACAUCAUCUUUGUUACCAACGCAGCUGGCGUUGUUCAGGUCUAUGUCGUGGCCAUCGUGGCGUAUGCCAUAUGUGUUGUUCUUACCAAGGUCUCCAUAUUGUGCUUCUACUGUCGUAUCUUCUUCCCUAUCCGUCACUUGCCCCUAGUCUCGUGGAUCUUCGGCAUCUUCAUUGCGGCCUAUAAUUUGGCCCUCAUUUUUGUCACUGUGUUCCAGUGCGUUCCGCUGUCGUCCAUGUGGGCAGGAGCUCCAGGGAAGUGUUUCGACACGCUGCCGCCGUUCACUGCCCUUGGGUAA
Pestalotiopsis fici W106-1 is the source of this 546-nucleotide messenger RNA. RefSeq lists its product as uncharacterized. The record is from RefSeq and is a predicted model, not a curated record. Bases 1 to 546 code for a protein of 181 amino acids. Lineage: Eukaryota; Fungi; Ascomycota; Sordariomycetes; Amphisphaeriales; Sporocadaceae. The transcript has a single exon.